Hansenula ciferrii is the source of this 519-nucleotide messenger RNA. RefSeq names its product acireductone dioxygenase (Ni2+-requiring) (gene ADI1). The record is from RefSeq and is a predicted model, not a curated record. Bases 1 to 519 code for a protein of 172 amino acids. The transcript has a single exon. Lineage: Eukaryota; Fungi; Ascomycota; Saccharomycetes; Phaffomycetales; Wickerhamomycetaceae. Gene Ontology annotation, molecular function: acireductone dioxygenase [iron(II)-requiring] activity.
AUGAGAGCUUUUUAUCACGAUAACGAUCUUACAAGAGAUUAUAGAGAAGAUCAUGAUUCUGGGAAACCAGUCUCUGAAGAACAAUUAUUUAAAUUAGGUUUAUUAUAUUAUAAUAUUAAAACAAUAGAUGAAGUUAAUACCAUUGCUCAAGAAAGAGAUUAUAAGAAUAGAGAUCAAGUAGAAAUUAGUCCAAAUUCAUUCCCACCAGAUGUCCUUAAAACCAAAUUGGAUUCUUUUUAUGCUGAACAUAUUCAUGAAGAUGAAGAAAUUCGUUAUGUUAUUGAUGGUGAAGGAUUUUUCGAUAUUCGUUCUGCUCAAGAUGAAUGGAUUAGAAUUAAAGUUUUUGCAAAUGAUUUAAUUAUAUUACCUCCUGGGAUUUAUCAUCGUUUUACUUUAUCAACAAAAAAUUUUAUUAAAGCUAUUAGAUUAUUUAAAGAUGAACCAAAAUGGAUUCCUUUAACUAGACCUGUUGAUGAAAAUCAAUAUAGACAACAAUAUUUGAAAUCAAUUAAUGUGUGA